Cucumis sativus (cucumber) is the source of this 1466-nucleotide messenger RNA. RefSeq lists its product as uncharacterized. The transcript is spliced from 8 exons. Lineage: Eukaryota; Viridiplantae; Streptophyta; Magnoliopsida; Cucurbitales; Cucurbitaceae. Bases 201 to 1133 code for a protein of 310 amino acids. The record is from RefSeq and is a predicted model, not a curated record.
CUAAUAUCACAAUUUCUCAUAUUUUCGACCUCGCAAUUUGGUUCACACAAACACGCAUGACGCAAGUGGAGAGUAAGGCCCAACCUUCGGUCCGGAAAAGCCCCAAAGGGAAGUGGUUGAAACUAAGGCCGUGAAAUUCCCUUACAAUCUUCAACUUUUUUUUUUCUUACUUUAGUUUAGUCCUCCAUUUUUCUUCUCCCAUGAUUUCUGGGAAGCUUUAUUCAUCUUACUCUUCAUCAUCGUCAUGCAUUUUCCCACCAACACCAACAUCGACACCGAGGGGCAAUCUCCAUCUUUCUUUUCUUAAAAUCUCUUCAACACUCAGAUUAAUCAGCUUUCAAUCCCCCUCUCUCUCUUUUCCAUCCUCCUUUGUUUCUAAAUCCAGUGCCAAGUCCACUAGAUUUUCGAGUUCUUUGGUUCAAGUUUAUAGCUACGAAGGCCAAAAUUCCAUUACUUUGUCGGAUUUGGACGACUUGUCCGAGAAUGGAGUUGUCUAUAAGAAAACACUGGCCAUGGUGGAGUGCUCCAUGUUCGCUGCACUUAAUGGCUUGGUCUACUUCUUGAGCAAUUCUCUUGCUCUUGAGAAUUACUUCGGCUGUUUCUUCUGUCUUCCAAUAGUAAUCUCUUCAAUGAGAUGGGGCAUAUCAGCUGGGAGAAAAACCAUGGUCUGUAGUUUUCCUGGACUCAAACAGGUGGCGACGUUUUUGCUGCUGCUGGUUUUGUCUGGUCCAGUGAAAGCUUUAACAUAUCUGCUUAGGCAUGGUUUAGUGGGGUUUACAAUGGGCUCCUUGUGGAGGCUUGGAGCAAAUUGGAGUACCUCAAUCUUUCUUUGCACAAUCGUUCGAGCAUUUGGGGCAGUGGGUUAUGUCUUAGUAUCUUCAUUCUUGAUAAGAGAGAACAUACUAGCUCUGAUCACUAUAAAUAUUCAUGCUUCCCUCACCCUUAUCUUUACUGCCUGGGGUGUGAACUUGAUCCCAUCAAUGAACGCAAUAUAUGCUAUAUUUGGGACACUGGUAUUCCUGAACUGUGGAUGCUUCAUGUUUUUGCUUCAUCUUUUGUACUCCAUAUUCCUUACUAGACUUGGUUUGAAGACUUCAUUGACAUUACCAAGGUGGCUGGAAAAGGCAAUGUAAACAUUCUGACAGGUAUUAAUUUUUUGACAAUGAUGAAUACCUUUUCCUUUUAUAGGAGGAAGAUAUUGGUUAGGCUCAAUGGAACAUUUCAUUCAUUAAUGAUUUGUUCUAUUGUGAAAGGUUACGAAUUAUGGAUGAUGCUUUUUCCAAAUCAGAUAUAAUGGAAGUAACUAUUAGCAUUAAGAUUUCUAGUAGUGGUCAUCUUCCUGUAAAGGUUACGAAUUUAGGAUGUAAUUAGUGAUUAGCUUUGACACUUUGUAGACUGGAUUAUACAAUCUGGGAUCUGGAUUACAAAUUCAAGCAUGAAAUUAUCUUAUCAACUUUUCGAGAUCA